Molecule: messenger RNA, 987 nt
Organism: Arabidopsis thaliana (thale cress)
Lineage: Eukaryota; Viridiplantae; Streptophyta; Magnoliopsida; Brassicales; Brassicaceae
Product: Prefoldin chaperone subunit family protein
Exons: 7
Coding region: 290-748 (152 amino acids)
Biological process (GO): protein folding; response to cold
Source: RefSeq, marked reviewed
AAAAUAGUAAAAUUAAAAAGUAGGUGGGCCUUUAUGCAAGGUAAUUAUAUUACAAAGGACUUGAAAUUAAAACCAAAAGUAAGAACAAACCGGUUCGCAUGGUUUAAAUAAUCUGUGCUCGAGCGGUCAAAUUGUAAAACCACCAAAUAAUUCUUCGUCUCCCUCACCGUCGCGGCGUCGCCACUCGCCGUCACAACCACCGUCGUUCAACAUCACUGUCACCAAAAGAAUCACCGUCGUUCGGUCGUGACGUGUCUGGACCUAUUUCAUCUCUUUGCUCGUGACUCUAAUGGAGGAGGGACGUCAAAAAGACUUGCAAUUGUUGGAGGAGAUUAUCGACAAAGGUUUGAAACAGAAGCUUGUACAUGCAACUGCUUCACGGGACAAGAUCUUUGAAGAACAAAAAACACUCUCUGACUUGCGGAAAAACCUAGAAACUCUGGAGAAGAAUGGUGUAAAUAGUCUCAAAACAAGGGUCAACCUUGGUUCAGAAGUUUACAUGCAAGCUGAAGUGCCAGAUACUCGGCACAUAUUCAUGGAUGUAGGCCUCGGCUUUUAUGUGGAGUUCACACGGCAAGAAGCUCUUGACUAUAUAGCACAAAGGGAGGAAAGAACUCAAAAACAACUAGAAGAGUAUACUGGUGUUAUUACGCAGAUCAAAGGGCGCAUCAAACUGGCUCAUUACCAGAUUCAGCAAAUACUCAAUCUUCCUGAAGAGAAUCCGUCAUCCCGGCAACGUGCGUUUUAGUACACUACCUAGUGGAAAGUUGAGGAUUUUCUCUUGCAGUCUUAUCUUCUCGAUUUGUUCUGCUUACUGUUUUGAGUUUUUAAAGCAGAGAAUUAACUUAGUUUGUUCAAUACUAACUCUUUCUCCGGAAUGGACCAAACUGUUGGUGUUAGAUAAACAUAUCGAUUAAGCAAUCAAAACUUUAUAGAAUGACUAUUGUUGUGGGGGUGAAUAGUGAAUCGCACUCUGUUAAAUCUGCC